Heterotrigona itama is the source of this 8063-nucleotide messenger RNA. The record is from the annotation of a GenBank genome assembly. NCBI's taxonomy places the organism in Eukaryota, Metazoa, Arthropoda, Insecta, Hymenoptera, Apidae.
AUGAAUUGUUUCUCUUCUUUUGCAUCGAAAAGAGAAAUCACGCCUAAACGAUCGAAAUUCCUUCUAGGCGAAAGUGUCGAGGAAAAUGCAAACUUGGUCAUCCGUUUGCUGAUCCGAAGACCAGAGUGUUUGGGACCAGCGCUUCGUGGCGAGGGUGAAGGUCUGUUGAGAGCCAUCAUAGACGCCAACAAAAUGUCCGAACGGAUCGCUGAUCGAAGAACGGUGCACGACGAAGCGGAGGGUACAGCUGUCAUGCAGUUCGAGCACCCAUUGCCGGAAUCGGACGACGACGAAGACUACAUCGACACAGGAGCUGCGAUUUUGAACUUUUACUGUACCCUGGUGGAUCUACUAGGCCGUUGCGCUCCAGAAUCCUCAGUUAUCGAACAGGGAAAAAACGAGUCUCUUCGAGCGAGGGCCAUUCUUCGAUCGCUGGUGCCUCUCGACGAUUUGCAGGGCGUCCUGUCUCUGAGGUUCACCUUGCUAAACCCUGCAGCGGGCGAGGAGAAGCCAAAAAGCGACACGCCGUCCGGUCUGAUUCCCGGGCAUAAGCAGAGCAUCGUUCUGUUUUUGGAGCGUGUUUACGGCAUCGAGACCAGGGAAUUGUUCUUCAAGAUACUCGAGGAAGCGUUUCUGCCCGAUCUUAGAGCCGCCACUAUGUUGGACAGGAACGAUGGAUACGAAUCAGACAUGGCGCUAGCGAUGAAUCGUUACAUUGGAAACAGUAUUCUACCUCUGUUGAUCAAGCAUUCCAAAUUCUACAACGAGGCAGAUAACUAUGCCAGCUUGUUGGACGCUACGUUGCACACCGUGUACCGAUUGAGCAAGAACAGGAUGCUGACCAAGGGUCAACGUGAGGCAGUGUCGGACUUCCUCGUGGCAUUGACCAGCUGCUGACUCUUCACUACGAUCGUUGCGCGAAAUACUACGGCUCGACCGGCGGGCAAGGCGCGUACGGUGCAUCGAGCGACGAAGAGAAACGUCUGACUAUGGUCCUCUUCAGCAACAUCUUCGACUCGCUGUCCAAGAUGGACUACGACCCAGAAUUGUUUGGAAAGGCUCUGCCUUGCCUCACGGCCAUCGGCUGCGCGCUACCACCCGACUAUUCGUUGUCGAAAAAUUACGACGACGAGUGGUAUGGAAGUAAAUCUGCAUCUGCUCAGUCGCCUGAUGGACCGUACAAUCCUCAGCCAAUCAACACUUCCAGCGUGGUUCUCAACAACGAUCUCAACCAGAUAGUCCAGAAGUUCUCCGAACAUUACCACGACGCAUGGGCCAGUCGGAAGUUGGAAAAUGGUUGGACUUACGGUGAACAGUGGUCCGAGGUGAACAAGACUCAUCCGAGAUUGAAACCGUACAACAUGUUGAACGAUUACGAGAGAGAACGGUACAAAGAGCCAGUCAGAGAGAGCUUGAAAGCUUUGUUGGCUAUAGGAUGGAGCGUCGAACAUGCAGAAGUGGACGUACCAUCCACCAAUCGCAGUUCCAUGCGUAGAUCAUCAAAAAGUCAAGGUGAUUCAGCGAGUCCAUUUAAUUACAACCCUCAUCCAGUCGACAUGACUAACUUGACUCUGAGCAGAGAGAUGCAGAACAUGGCAGAGCGCCUUGCAGACAACGCACACGACAUCUGGGCGAAAAAGAAGAAGGAAGAACUCAUCACUUGCGGAGGUGGUAUUCAUCCUCAACUGGUUCCGUACGAUCUCUUGACGGACAAGGAGAAACGAAAGGAUCGCGAACGUUCCCAAGAAUUCCUCAAGUAUCUGCAGUACCAAGGUUACAAGCUUCACAAGCCGAACAGAGGCGGAGAGUCGGAAGUUGCAACGGCUGGAGCCUCCGUGGAAUUGCGAUUUGCCUACUCGUUGCUCGAGAAACUGAUAGCCUACUUGGACAAGGCCACCAUCAACAUGAAACUGCUGAGACCAUCCGACACGUUCAGCCGUAGGAACAGCUUCAAAACGUCCACGAGAGACAUUAAAUUCUUCAGCAAAGUCGUGCUACCGCUGAUGGAGAAAUACUUCAGCACGCACAAGAAUUAUUUCAUAGCUGUGGCCACGGCUACCAACAACGUCGGAGCUGCUUCCCUGAAGGAAAAGGAGAUGGUCGCUGCUCUGUUUUGCAAACUGGCUAGCUUACUCAGAUCUAGACUGGCUGCUUUCGGUCCGGACGUCAGGAUUACCGUCCGCUGUCUUCAAGUGUUAGUGAAAGGCAUAGAUGCCAAGAGUUUAGUGAAGAACUGUCCCGAGUUCAUUCGAACGUCUAUGUUAACGUUCUUCAACAACACUGCGGAUGAUUUAGGGCACACGAUUCUGAAUCUCCAAGAGGGCAAAUACAGUCACCUGAGAGGAACGCAUCUGAAAACUUCCACGUCCUUGUCGUACAUCAACAGCGUGGUUUUGCCGGUGCUCACAGCCAUGUUCGAUCAUUUGGCUUCCUGCGAGUACGGCAGCGAUUUGUUGCUGGACGAAAUUCAAGUGGCAUCCUACAAGAUGCUGGCAUCCCUGUACACUCUCGGUGUGGACGCCUCCCUGACGCACGACAGGAAGUACUUGAAGACAGAAAUCGAGCGUCACAAGCCCAACUUGGGUUCCUGUCUAGGUGCCUUUUCCAGCUGUUUCCCCGUGGCCUUCCUCGAGCCCCACUUGAACAAGCACAACCCGUACUCGCUGUUGAAUCGCAUAGCCGAUCAUUCCUUGGAAGCCCAGGACAUCAUGACGAAGAUGGAGUCGAGCAUGCCCACUCUGGAGACGAUCCUGACGGAAGUCGAUCAGUUUGUCGAAUCCGAGAAAACCUACAACGACCUCCCUCACGUGGUUGACGUCAUACUUCCUUUGCUUUGCUCCUAUCUGCCUUUCUGGUGGGCUCAGGGUCCAGACAACGUCAAUCCAACCGAAGGGACGUACGUCAGCAUGGUCACCAGCGAUCACAUGAACCAACUGCUGAAGAACGUGUUGAAACUGAUCAAGAAGAACAUCGGUAACGAGAACGCCCCUUGGAUGACCCGUAUCGCUGCCUAUACUCAGCAGAUUAUCAUCAACUCGUCGGAGGAACUGCUGAAGGAUCCGUUCCUGCCGCUCGCCGAACGCGUGAGGAAACGUACGGACAACAUGUUUCACAAAGAGGAGUCUCUCCGCGGUUUUAUUAAAUCAUCCACGGACGACACGUCGCAAGUCGAGGCGCAGAUUCAGGAAGAUUGGCAACUUCUGGUUCGCGAUAUUUACUCGUUCUAUCCACUCUUGAUCAAGUACGUCGAUCUGCAGAGGAAUCACUGGCUGAGGAAUAACAUACCGGAGGCGGAGGAUCUCUAUAAUCACGUGGCAGCGAUAUUUAACAUUUGGUCCAAGUCUCAGUACUUCUUGAGAGAGGAGCAAAACUUUAUAUCGGCUAACGAGAUCGACAAUAUGGUGCUGAUCAUGCCGACAGCGACCAGGAGGCCUGCUGCCAUUUCGGACGGAACGGCGCCGUCUGGAGGAGGCAAGAAAAAGAAGAAACAUCGUGACAAGAAGAGAGACAAAGACAAGGAGGUCCAAGCUUCCUUGAUGGUGGCCUGUUUGAAGAGGUUGCUCCCAGUUGGUCUAAACUUAUUCGCUGGUCGCGAGCAAGAAUUGGUGCAACACUGCAAGGACAGAUUCCUGAAGAAAAUGCCGGAAUACGAGAUCUCGGAAUUCGCGAAGACGCAGCUCACUCUGCCGGACAAGAUCGACCCAGCAGACGAAAUGUCCUGGCAGCAUUAUCUGUACUCCAAGUUAGGCCAAAAGAAGGACUCCAUGGAACCAGUGAAAGCGCAACAGCUGGAGGACGUGGUUGCGAGGAUCACCGAUAUGGCCAAAGUUCUUUACGGUUUACAUAUGAUAGAUCAUCCGCAACAGCAGAGCAAGGGUCAAUAUCGAUCCGUGGUGUCGAUACAACGUAAACGAGCUGUGAUCGCUUGUUUCCGUCAAACUUCCCUACAUUCCCUGCCCAGGUAUCCUCUUUUGGUUUUGGCUUCGCAAAGAUCUGGCGCACUCCAAGAGGAUCCUUUGUACAUGAGCUACGCGCAAAUUAUAUCGAAAUCUUGCGGCGAGGAGGAGGAGGAAGGCGAAGACGAGGGUGGAGGAGGCGAAGAAGAAGGUGGCGCCUCGAUCCACGAGCAAGAAAUGGAGAAGCAGAAACUUCUGUUCCACCAAGCGCGGCUCGCGAAUCGCGGUGUAGCAGAGAUGGUGCUGCUUCACAUCUCGGCGUGCAAAGGUCUUCCCAGCGAGAUGGUGAUGAAGACCUUGGAACUGGGCAUCUCCAUCUUACGCGGCGGCAACAUAGAGAUUCAACGAGGAAUGCUGAACCACUUGAAGGAAAAGAAGGACGUGGGCUUUUUCACUUCGAUCGCCGGUCUUAUGAAUUCCUGCAGCGUGUUGGAUCUGGACGCGUUCGAGAGGAACACGAAAGCGGAAGGCCUGGGAGUUGGCUCCGAAGGUGCUGCCGGCGAGAAGAACAUGCACGACGCCGAGUUCACGUGCGCUCUGUUCCGAUUCAUUCAACUGACGUGCGAAGGGCACAAUCUCGACUGGCAGAAUUAUCUGAGAACGCAGGCUGGUAACACGACGACGGUGAACGUGGUCAUCUGCACCGUCGAUUAUUUGCUGCGCUUGCAAGAAUCCAUCAUGGACUUCUACUGGCAUUACUCCAGCAAGGAACUCAUCGACCCCGCUGGCAAGGCUAAUUUCUUCAAAGCCAUCGGCGUCGCCAGUCAAGUAUUCAACACUCUCACCGAAGUGAUCCAGGGGCCUUGCGCUCAGAAUCAACAAGCGCUUGCGCACUCUCGAUUAUGGGACGCGGUCGGUGGAUUCCUCUUCCUUUUCUCCCACAUGCAGGACAAGUUGUCCAAACACUCGAGUCAAGUUGACCUUCUGAAGGAAUUGUUGAACUUGCAAAAGGACAUGAUUACCAUGAUGCUCUCCAUGCUGGAAGGUAACGUCGUGAACGGAACGAUUGGAAAACAGAUGGUGGACACGCUGGUAGAAUCCGCAGGCAACGUCGAAUUGAUUCUGAAAUACUUCGACAUGUUCCUGAAGCUCAAAGAUCUCGUAUCGUCGCCAAGCUUCUUGGAGGUGGAUCUGAACAACGACGGUUGGGUGUAUCCGAAGGACUUCAAGGAGAAGAUGGAACAACAGAAGAGUUACACCAACGAAGAGAUCGAAUUUUUAUUGGCAUGUUGCGAGACGAAUCACGACGGCAAAAUCGAUUACGUGGCUUUCAUGGACCGUUUCCACGAACCAGCCAAAGAGAUUGGUUUCAAUCUUGCUGUUCUAUUGACGAAUCUGUCGGAACACAUGCCGAAUGAACCGAGACUGGCGAGGUUCCUCGAAACGGCAGGCUCCGUGUUGAACUACUUCGAACCGUACCUCGGAAGGAUCGAGAUCCUCGGUGGCAACAAGAAGAUCGAGCGUGUGUACUUCGAGAUCAAGGAGUCGAACAUCGAACAGUGGGAGAAACCGCAGAUCAAGGAGUCAAAGAGAACGUACUUUUAUAACACCGUGGUGGAAGCCGGUGAGAAGGAGAAGUUGGAGACCUUCAUCAACUUCUGCGAGGACGCCAUCUUUGAAAUGCAGCACGCGAGCGCGCUGAUGGCGGUGGAGGAAAGCGGAGGGAUCGGAAAGGCGAGAGAAUCAUCUUACACUUACAUGACCGACGACGACGAAGAGAGGAACAAAGACCCCAUCAGGAGAGGCAUUCAAACGUUCAAAGACAGCAUUUACUUCUUCUUCUCCAUAUUCUCACCUACCAACAUCAAGAACAAAAUCGCAGAAAUGCAGCAGAUGACGUUCCUAGAGCUCUUCAUCGGUUUCUUCAAGAUGAUAUUCUACGCUUUCUACUAUUCUGGUUUUGGCGUUGGAUGUGUAAUUGGAUACUUCAUGAGGUUACUGUUGGCGUUGAUGAAAGGGCCACACGUGGAAGAACCUGUGAUCGAGGUGAAGGAAGGUGAAGAAAAACCGGCAAGACACUUGCCUGCGUUACCGCCAACACCGGACGAAUCGAAUCUACAGGUACAAGCGUUCGGAAUGGACAUAACGAAAGAGGAAGGCGGACAAAUAAAGAUCGCGCCCCACGAGUCGGCAACGUCCACUCCUCAAUCAAGCAUCGAGGAAACGGGUGAAAGCACGCCGGAAGAAGCUGCUGGCGAGGAGGGUGCGAGAGGUGAAGGCGGCGGAGACACGGAGUCACCUGUCUCAUUGGCUGACUUAUUAGGAGGCGAACAAGCUAGAGCCCAGGCAGCAGCUGCGGCUGAGGCAGCAGCCGCUCAGCAAGCAGCCAUGGCUGCUGUAGAAGCGGAAGCGAAGCAGGAAACGAUAGCAGAACCGUCGGGGUCGUCUAUCGAUUUCUCCGAUUACACCCAUCGCGUGGUCUCCUUCUUGGCCAGGAACUUCUACAAUCUAAAAUACGUGGCUCUCGUUCUCGCUUUCUGUAUCAACUUCAUGCUGCUGUUCUACAAGGUUACAUCUUUGGGUGGCGACGAAGACGAGGAAGGAAGCGGACGAAUGGCCGACAUGUUGGCAGAGAUAUCUGGCGAGGGUGCGUCUGGCUCCGGAAAUGGCAGUGGUAUAGAAAUAGGAAGCGGAAGUGGGGAGAACGAGUCGGAGGAAGAGGAAGACGAACCGCUCGAAUACGUGGAGGUGUCAGAAGACUUUUACUACAUGGCACACGUUAUAAGACUCAUGGCUAUGCUUCAUGCGAUCGUCUCUCUUGCUAUGCUGGUUGCCUAUUAUCACUUGAAAGUACGAUCAUUUCGACGAUCAGAGUUCUCUGUAUCUCGAUUGUGCAUUCGUGUUGACUUGCCUAUGUUACCGCAGGUACCGCUGGCUAUCUUCAAACGGGAAAAGGAAAUUGCGCGACGCGUGGAGUUCGAUGGUCUGUACAUCGCUGAAACGCCGGAAGAGGACGACAUCAAGGCGCACUGGGACAAGAUGGUGAUAUCGGCGAAAACGUUCCCCGUGAAUUAUUGGGACAAGUUCGUGAAGAAGAAAGUUCGACAGAAAUACAGCGAGACUUACGACUUUGAUUAUAUAAGCAACUUGCUUGGCAUGGAAAAGACUUCGUUCAGCCAACAGGAGGAAGAGGGUUCCGGUUUGAUACACUUUAUCGUAAAUAUCGAUUGGAGGUACCAAGUAUGGAAAGCGGGAGUUACCAUCACGGAUAACGUAAGCAAACGAUUAAUACUGGUGAAAUCUAAUUCUGUGAUUAGUUCUAGGAUGUUUGAAAUCCGUGAUAUUUGUUCACAGGCAUUUUUGUACAGUCUGUGGUACUUUACAUUUUCAAUCCUUGGCAAUUACAACAACUUCUUCUUCGCUGCUCAUUUGCUCGAUGUCGCGGUUGGUUUCAAGACUCUAAGAACGAUCUUACAGUCUGUCACGCAUAAUGGCAAACAACUGGUGUUAACAGUGAUGUUGUUGACUAUCGUCGUCUACAUAUACACGGUCAUAGCCUUCAACUUCUUCAGAAAAUUCUACAUUCAGGAAGAGGACGAUGAAGUGGACAAGAAAUGUCACGACAUGUUAACGUGCUUCGUAUUCCACUUGUACAAAGGUGUCAGAGCCGGUGGUGGUAUCGGUGAUGAAAUCGGUGAACCUGAUGGCGACGACUACGAAGUCUAUCGUAUCAUGCAAGUUGAAGAAAACAUCAAUGUCGUUAUCGAAUUGUUGAGUUUUAACUCUGUGUCUUUGCCGCGAACAGGUUUGAUCAUCGAUGCAUUCGGCGAGCUUCGAGACCAGCUCGAAAACGUGAAGACAAACAUGGAGAGCAACUGUUUCAUUUGUGGCUUAGGAAAAGAAUAUUUCGACACGGUGCCGCACGGUUUCGACACGCAUGUUCAGCAGGAGCAUAAUCUUGCCAAUUAUAUCAACGUAAAUCGUCAUGGUUGCAAAUUUUCCAGGUUCUUCUUGAUGCACUUAAUCAACAAACCAGACACCGAGUACACCGGUCAAGAAACGUACGUGUGGAACAUGUAUCAGCAAAGGUGUUGGGACUUUUUCCCAGUCGGCGAUUGCUUCCGCAAGCAGAACGAGGCGGUGGAGGAAGAGGCGAAGAAGAAAUAA